AUGAUGGAAGAUUUUCGUCACAUUUACAUCCGACUUUGUAAAGAUCAUCACGUUGAUCCCCAGGACUGCGUUCUGGAGACACUGAAAAGCUUGGAACAUGGAUCUAAGAACAAGGCAGUUCUAGAUCUGUCAACUACAAGUCUGACACCAAAAACAUGUGCUGUCCUGGGGAAAGUUCUUGCAACAGAUAGGACAUUUGUUGAGAUUAAGUUUUCUGACUGCAUGCUUUCUGAGGAUGCUGUGAAAGGACUGGCUCAGGGGCUUGCCUAUAACACAUUCUGUCGCAAACUUGAUCUCAAGGGAAACAACAUACGGGGUGCAGCUACAGAGGCAUUGGGCAAGAUGCUGCAGCAUAAUAAAUGUCUCAUCAGUUUAUGUCUGGAAUGGAAUGGCAUGGGAAUGCUGGACAACUCCUUUGCUGUGUUCUGCGAUGGGUUGGGUUCAAACACUUCGCUAAAGGCAUUAGAUCUUCGCAACAACCAAAUCAGCCAUGACAGUGUUGCAGAACUGGCAGCCGCACUGAAGAGAAAUGUUCAUCUUAGGUCUUUGGAUCUCAGAUGGAAUAAUUGUGGCUUACUGGGUGGUCGGUCCUUGCUGGAGAUGCUUCAGAGCAAUAAGACCAUAUCAAGGCUGGAACUGGCAGGCAACAACAUUCCAUCGGACAUCCUCAAGUCUAUAGAGACUACUGUCCAGAACAAUGCAGACAGACAAGCAAUUGUAGAUGAGAAUCAGAAACGAACUCAAACGAUGGCCAAACACAUCAGAGACAUGGAGCAGGACAAGAAGUUACAGUUGAAUGAGCUUCUGACAGCCAUCGACAAACAGGAAGAUAUCAUGACGAAGUCCCAGAAGGCAUCAACACAGCACAUUGGCAUUUUGCAGCUGGCACUGGAUGAAAGGAAAGGAGCUUUCAAUUCUUUGGCAGCAAAAUUAUCAAUGGCCGAGACAGAACUGACCUUGUCGGAACAGAAGGUCAGUGAUCUGAACUCCGUGAUAAACAGACUGAAGCUGGAGAUGCAGGAAAUGGCAGUGAGUCAUGUCAAUGAGAUUCACAAGAUGAAAGAG
This is a messenger RNA of Candidula unifasciata, 1065 nucleotides long. The record is from the annotation of a GenBank genome assembly. NCBI's taxonomy places the organism in Eukaryota, Metazoa, Mollusca, Gastropoda, Stylommatophora, Geomitridae.